Hippoglossus stenolepis (Pacific halibut) is the source of this 2260-nucleotide messenger RNA. RefSeq names its product coronin-2B. The coding region runs from base 174 to 1847 and encodes 557 amino acids. Gene Ontology annotation, biological process: actin filament organization. The transcript has 14 exons. Gene Ontology annotation, molecular function: actin filament binding. NCBI's taxonomy places the organism in Eukaryota, Metazoa, Chordata, Actinopteri, Pleuronectiformes, Pleuronectidae. The record is from RefSeq and is a predicted model, not a curated record.
UGGAGCAGAGUCGACGUCAGGAGUAAACACACACAUCAGAAGUCAGCAGCACUGGAGACGGAGACGUUCGACUUGAUACGACAGUUGAAUCAUUAACAGGUUGUUGGUUUAAUAACUCGACUACAACCAGUAACUACAACCAGUUUGCUGGGAGAGAACCCAGUGACGUCUACAUGCCAGUGACUGAGAUGUCGUGGCGGUCGUCUUUCCGCUGCCCGAAGUUUCGCCACGUCUUCGGAAAACCGGCAACCAAAGAGCACAGCUACGACGGCGUGCCAAUCACACGCAGCGUCCAUGACAACCACCACUGCUCGGCCAAUCCCUGCUUCAUCGCCGUGGUGACCGAGUGUGCCGGGGGCGGGUCCUUUCUAGUCCUGCCCAUCCAUCACACAGGGAGGGUGGAUCCUCAGCACCCCCGGGUGUGUGGUCACAGUGGACGAGUCCUGGACGUCAGAUGGAACCCGUUUGACGAUCACUGCAUCGCCUCGUGCUCCGAGGACUUUACCGUUAAGAUCUGGGACAUCCCCGUCUGUGGCGUCCAACAGAACUUAACCAAGGCCAGGAAGACUCUGAUUGGUCACUCCAGGAGGGUGGGGCUCAUUGAGUGGCAUCCAACAGCUGAAAACCUGCUGCUUAGCUCCGCCUACGACUACAAGGUCCUCCUCUGGGACGUGUCCCAGGCAGGUGCAGUGAUCAGGCUCCCGGUCCGCGUGGUCCUGAUGCCCGUCCACCACCGCUACCCGUCUGAGGCGCUGCUGCUUUCCGUUAGCUUCAACAGCGACGGCAGCAGGUUGGCGGUCUCGUCCAAAGACAGACGGGUUCGAGUCCUGGACCCGCGGACAGGAAAGAUUUUACAAGUUUCCAGAAAUAAGUCCCACAGGGCCAGUAAGGUUUUAUACAUCAGAGGGUUGAAGAUGCUUCUGUCCACUGGCAGCUCGCCCUGGAACCACAGGCAGAUCGUCCUCUGGGACCCAAACGACUUGUCUGAGCCUCUGUACGAAGAGGAUUUGGACGGUUCUGCCGGAGUCCUCUUUCCGUUCUACGACCCGGACACUCACAUGCUCUACUUGGCUGGAAAGGGCGACGGGAACAUCCGGUUCUACGAGCUGAGCGCGGAGAAGCCGUACAUUAGCUUCCUCAGCGAGUUCCGGUCCCUGCUGCCACAGAAAGGACUCGGGGUGAUGCCCAAACGUGGCCUGGACGUGAGCGUCUGUGAGGUUUUCAGAUUCUAUCGUCUCAUUGCCGUCAAAGACCUGGUGGAGCCGCUGUCGCUGAUCGUACCUCGCAAAGAAUCGGGUGUUUUCCAAGAGGAUCUGUACCCGAUGACAGCAGGAAACCAGGCGGCCAUGACGGCUCAGGAGUGGCUGUCAGGGAUCGACCGGGGCCCAGUGCUGAUGUCCCUGAAGCCUGCGACUCGAGUGGCCAACCCCUACCCAGAAACCCCCGCUGAGAAGGGAGUGGUGAGGCAGCUGAGCAGCCUCAGGUUCCAGAUGAGCCCAGCUGUGGGUGCGCUGACCGGGACACAUCUGGACUUAAAGGAAGAGGCUUUCCUCCAGGAGCAGCUGGCCUACCAGGACGCCAAAUACCCAAGAGACCUUAGCGACCUGUCGGGGUGGCAACCGGACGAGACCCAGAUCCCGCUGUGGAUGUACUGCUGCACCCCCCACUGCUGCGAGCCCGCAGAGAGGCCGCCGCCCACCACCGAGAGCGAGCUCCUGCAAACGUUUUACAGGCAGCAAGACGAGAUCCGAGGCCUGAGGGAACGCGUCAGUCAGAGAGACGUGAGAAUCGCUCAACUGGAGCUGGACAUCAAACACACGAGAAACAACAUGAGGGCGACUUUCUGAUUCCACCAAUCAAACCUCACGCUGCCGUUUCCCCAACAAACCAAAUACUGUUCUGCCUCCAGUCGGAUUCCUUGGGUUGAUUAGUUCAUAAUCGAAUCAGCCCACGCAGGCCCAUUAUUAACAUGUGGUUCAUUCACUGUUAAUACUGGAUUAUACGAGAAUAUUCAAUGACUCCUCGUUAGUGAUCGCUAAUCAAAUAAAAAUCUGGAUUUAGUUGAUUUUCUCAAACUGAGCUGUUAACCUGUAACUGAUCCACAGUGGACGAGAUGAACUCUACAUAAAGAGGAUUGUCUGAUCAGGUAUAAACUCCAGAGUAUUAGAUCCACAUGGAAGAAAAUACAAUUCUGAAAAUUCAAGUAUAACAUUAUGAGUAAAGAAAGUCGUAACAUUAUUAAAACAAAGUUAUAAUUUAA